AUGCUAGAACAAUUUACAGAUAAAACACAGCUUCAUAAUAAGACAAAUAAAUAUCAAAAACAUAUAGCAUAUAGUGCUGGUUACUAUGUAAAAUGUAGCUACAACGAAGACUUGAGUUUUUUCAAGAGCUACAGAGGUAGAGAUUGCAUGGAUUGGUUUGCAAAUGAAUUAUCGAAUUUAGCUGAAAGUAUUAAAUCAGAAAUUAAAACUAUUACACCUAUGGAAGAAAAACCAGAUUUACGUGUGGCAACAAUGUGUCACAUAUGUGAAAAGGGUUUUUCCUCUACAGAUAUCAUUGUUAGAGAUCACGAUCAUUUUACGGGGAAGUUUAGAAAUUUUGCACAUCAAGCAUGCAAUUUAAAUUUCAAAAAACUGUUUGUUGAACCUACAGUUUUCCAUAACUUAAGUAACUACGAUAGCCAUUUCAUCAUUUCGGAAUUAAGUAAAAGAGGAAACAUCAGUUUACUCCCCAUAAAUAAAGAAAAAUACAUUUCAUUUACACUUAACGAUUCAGAUACAAAUAUAAAAUUUCGAUUCAUAGAUUCACUGAGGUUUUUGGGUGCUUCCUUGGAAGAAUUGGCUGCUACAUUGAAUGAUAAUGAUUUAAAAAUUUCCAAAAGAGAAUUUAGUAAUUUAAGUGUCGAACAAUUUGAAUUAAUAGCCAAAAAAGGGGUUUUCUGUUACGAUUUUAUAGAUAGUUGGGAAAAAUUAAAUACUUGUGAACUACCACCAAUAGAGGCAUUUUAUAAUAAAUUGGAGGAUAAAAAUAUCAGUAUUGAGAAGUAUUCUCAUGCUCAUGCAGUGUGGAAAUCAUUUGAUAUUGAAAAUUUGGGUCAGUAUUCUGAUCUGUACUUAAAGACCGAUGUUUUACUUUUAUCAGAUGUUUUCGAACAAUUUCGAAGAAAAUGUUCAAUUACUUAUGGUUUAGACCCUGCAUGGUACUAUACAAUGCCUGGAUAUACUUGGGACUGUAUGUUGAAAUAUGUAGGAUGUAAAUUAGAGUUAUUGCAUGACGUAGACAUGAUCAUGUUUAUCGAGAAAGCAAUUCGAGGAGGAAUUUCGGUUUGUAACAGUAGAUUAUCGAAUGCUAACAAUAAGUACAUGCCUGAAUAUGAUUCUACAAAACCCUCAAAGUACUUACUCUACCUGGACGUCAAUAAUUUAUACGGGUGGGCUAUGUGUGAACCAUUACCAUACGGAGGAUUUGAAUGGUUUGAUAAUGAAAAUUUUGAUGUUAUGUCUGUGGCAGAUAAUUCUUCCGUAGGAUAUAUAUUACAAGUAGACUUGGAGUAUCCACAUGAAUUACAUGAUCUUCACAGAGAUUUUCCAUUUGCUCCCGAGCACCGCAAGCCUGUAGGCUCAAAUUAUUCCAAAUUAAUGACAACGCUUUAUUGUAAAAAAGAAUACACAAUUCACUAUCGUAAUUUAAAACAAAUGUUAGCCAACGGUUUGAAAAUUAAAAAGAUACAUAAAAUUCUGAAAUUCAAUCAAUCUGCAUGGCUGCGGCCCUAUAUCGAACUAAAUACUCGUUUGAGGGCUGCAGCUACCAAUGACUUUGAGAAAAAUUUAUAUAAAGUGGCAAAUAAUGCUGUGUUUGGAAAGACGAUGGAAAAUAUACGGAAGCACCGAAUUGUAAAACUUGUUAAAACCUGGAAUGGUCGAUACGGCGCCAAAAAUUUGAUAUCUAGUGUUAGGUUUCAUAGUCGAACAGUUUUUAAUGAAAACCUAAUUGCAGUAGAACUCACUAAAUCAGAAUUGGUUUUCAAUUAG
Messenger RNA from Diorhabda carinulata, 1770 nucleotides. RefSeq lists its product as uncharacterized. The record is from RefSeq and is a predicted model, not a curated record. Gene Ontology annotation, biological process: DNA replication. The transcript has a single exon. Gene Ontology annotation, molecular function: nucleotide binding; DNA-directed DNA polymerase activity; DNA binding. Lineage: Eukaryota; Metazoa; Arthropoda; Insecta; Coleoptera; Chrysomelidae. The coding region runs from base 1 to 1770 and encodes 589 amino acids.